Molecule: messenger RNA, 20976 nt
Organism: Pocillopora meandrina
Lineage: Eukaryota; Metazoa; Cnidaria; Anthozoa; Scleractinia; Pocilloporidae
Source: the annotation of a GenBank genome assembly
AUGCAGGAGUCGGCCCUCAUAGAGGCUGUAAGCCAAGGGAUCCCCGAGAGCUGGACUUGGCAAGCGGGACUCAGACGACCAAAUGAACCAAAUGUAUUUUGUUGCGGCGUACUUAUCGGUAGUUCUUGGGUUCUUACUGCUGGAAACUGUGUUUACGCUAUGAAGGACUUCGUGCCAACCCCACUAAUUGAGGUAAUCAUAGGUGAAAAAGACCUUCGGAACAAAGACGGAGUCGCCUCGAACGUGACUGAGGUGUUCCUUCACAAUAAGUACGACCCUGAUACUCAAGACUACGACUUUGCACUCUUGCGGCUCGCAGAUCCUGUAGAACAAGGCCCAUUGAUGUACAUUCGUCCAGUCAAGUUGCCCCCUGAACAAUUAGACUUUGAAUCAGGGACGGUCUGCUUUGUGUCUGGGUACAGAGCGCCAAAACCCGGGAAUAACUCUUUUACGAAACUGAUAACCGUUCAAGUACCUAUUGCAAGUGAUUACGCAUGUAAGAAAGCUUAUCAGGAUCGCACCAUAACAGCGAGAAUGUUCUGCGCAGGUUUUGAGGAAGGCAAUGCUGUUGCUUGUCAGGGGGAUGGGGGAGGACCGCUGGUCUGUAAGGAUGGUAACAAUUGGUAUUUAAAAGGGCUAGUGAGCUGGGGACGAGGUUGUGCUGUCCCAGGAAGCUAUGGAGUUUAUGCGAAUGUAAAAAAGGCUAUGAAGUGGAUAGAGAAAAUAACGGGACUUUCAGGAGACGAACCUGAACACUGAAUCUUAUCGUUGCAUUAACGAUAAUCGUGUAAUAAUGGGCAUCAGUUAAACUUUCAUGAUUUUUGCAACGACACAUUCUCACAAGACCACACGUGCCAUUGCUCAAUUGUUUUAAUUAAAUUUCAAUAGUCGGGAAACAAACUGAUUAUCGCAUUUGCUUCGUAGCAUCAAUUUAACCUUUCUCCAUGAGACAAUUUUUCUGCGUUUUAUUUGCGAAAUUUUCAUGAGUGUUUAAGCAAAAUUCAUUUUCAUCAGAGUGUAAGCAAAAUUCAUUUUCAUUAGAGUGUUUAAGCAAAAUUCAUGUUGUCAACUGUCGCUUGUCGUGACAACAACAUUCACCAAAGAUUUGGAUUUUAUUGCGCACGUACAAAUUUAUUCAAAAUCGUUAUAAAUCGAUACGGACUAUAUCUGGUGUUUAAAAAAUUGGCUACAGUUCUGCGCUUUUCAGUCAGUAUAUCAUUACGUUUUACUUUGAAGAAUUUGUUAAAAUGACCUGCUUUGUGCUGUCGUUUCUCUGAGAAACGACACGCCCCCAGUGGCAGAUGCUGUAAGAAAAGAUUCUAACACAUAGUAGAAAGAUUGAGGGUAAAAAUGUUUACUUUUAUGAUGUUAGCCUUUGUGAUCCUUUGUUCUCAGCUAUUUGGAAACAACGUCUCAGGUAAGUCAACUAUUGUAAUGAUAUCACUUACCAAAUCACAAGAACUGCAAAUCUCUUUCAAAAAUUCUUUUGAAUUCCUUUCUGAUAAACAGUCUCUUGAAAAAUAAAUUGUUGUCAUAUUUAAGCCAGGAUUAUGACCGCAGAUACCGAAUUUUGGGGUCGUUCGCCCCCUAUCAUUAGAUUUGUACACCAGUUUUCUAGCUAUCAUCUUUGCUUUCAACCUUCGAUCCAAUUUUUUUUAUUUGUGUACUUCUCUUAAAGUUUUGACACACAUGCUUUGAUUCAUAUUUUAAGGGGCUGGUGAAAAAAACAUAACUCUAACCAACAUCACAAAUCAACAUAUGCAAUGUUCUUAUAAAGCAAUUGACCUCAUUACGCAGGAAAAGCUCGUAAUUGUUGGAGGUAGGGAUUAACUUUUUGUAUUUUUAAUUUGUAUUAUUACAUUGUUUUUUUUUUUUUUUCAUAAUUGCUUCUUUCAAUCGUUAUUUUAAACUACAGGCUGCUAACAGAACUUAUGCCUUUUAGUGUCAGUAGAGCUAUUAUAAGUUAUAUUAAUAUUAGCUAGCGAAUCAAAGAAUCGGGUAUCCAACAAUUGUCUAAAAAUCAUAGAGAAUUCAAGUCAUUAUAGCUUUUGGCUUUAUGUAGAAAUUGUGCUGAGCUUUGGCCAUUACACUCUCUCUUGCUCAGCUUGCAACGGGACACCUCCUCAUGUCCCUUGGCCACCGAUGCCCUCAGUUCCUGCACCCUGCAUUCAAGGUAGGUUGACUCAUACUUUCGGUCAAGCACCUACCUGGGAGGGUGCGAUAUGGCUCUGAAAUGAUAAACUAAAACGCGAGAAGACUGUUGGAACCCACAAAGACGACAUACUGGUAAAUUGUAACCAAUCGCAAACUAGAUAAUGGUCAAAUAUUGGUCGCACAAAAUCAGAGCUCUUUUCCACCAAAGGAAAAUAUCAAAAAGGAAGUCUUGGAGAAUGAUUCGAAGUAAAACAAGUGAGGUAUCUAAUGCGCAAAAUAACCUGACUGACAGAAUCUUUGAGGUUAUGCAUCUGAAGGCUGAAGGGAUGACGUGAGUGUUAUAACUCAUUAUUAACCCAAACCCCCAAAAACUGAAAACUUAUGCAAUCUCUGUUGGUAAUUGUUCUUUCGUUGCAUUCCCCGUUUUCAACUUUUUUGUGACGCAGGCAAUACAUCCGCACCUGCUUGGCAACUGCAGCCGAGUUAUAUCGUCGGGGGAAUUGAAUCCAAGAGAGGUCAGUGGCCAUGGCAGGCUGGACUGAAGCGAUCUGCAUCGGAAAAAAUCUUCUGUGGUGGCUCGCUGAUUGAUCCUCAGUGGGUAUUGACUGCUUCUCACUGUUUGUACGAAAUGUCCAAAUACUCCAAAUCGGGAAAUAUACCCCACAUUCAGGUAUCGUUGGGAGAGUACAAUCAAGGAAAAAAGGACCCAGAGGAAGUGAAUGAAAACGUCGUAAAGCUCUUCCUACAUGAUCAAUACGACCCACAAACUUUAGAUUACGAUGUUGCGUUGCUUAAGCUUAAAAAUCCUGCAAAAUUAACAGAGAUUGUAAGGCCUGUCUGUCUUGUGGACGAGAAGAUUGACUUUGGCCCUGGAACUAACUGUUUCGUCACAGGUUUUGGAGUCACUGAGCAGGGUGGGGAAGUGUCAGCAAAACUACAAGAAGCGAACGUACCAAUAGUGGCACAACAAACUUGUCAAGCAGCAUACAAAAAUAAAAAGAUCACACCCAGAAUGCUGUGUGCAGGCUAUGCUAAAGGAGGCAUUGAUGCGUGUCAAGGAGACAGCGGAGGACCGCUGGUUUGCAUGAACAACGGCAAGUGGUUUCUAAAAGGAAUCGUAAGCUGGGGAAUUGGUUGUGCGAGGCCUGGUGCUUAUGGUGUCUAUUCAAACGUGAAAGAAUUCUUACCGUGGAUUCGCAAUAUCAUAAACAGCGAGGUGGAGGACACCAACCUGACUUGAUUUUAAGAAAUUCAUGAAAAUUUGAUUAUUUAUUUUUCCCGAAGGAAAAACUGAAUUAAACUGAAUAUCAUUCGAUAAAUCUUUUGUUCCUAUUCAUUGGCCAAGAGUGUAAAAACUGAUCGUCCCUUACAGUUUCGGUGUGCUUUAUUUCUAGUGAUCCACGCCCCUCUGUAUUCAAUGGUAGAUUGCUUUCCUGAGGUGUUAGGUGAAGAUUCCCGAGGAGUGAUUUUAAGUUCAAACUCGAUGAUCCGUAGUUUUCCCGAGCCUUUAAUCUGAAUGAAUAUCACAUUAAAAAAUCUCAUUGAACUGCUAUCACUUGAAGGAUAACCUAAAAUCUUAGAUGCAGAAUGAAAUUCAUUCCCCUUUUCUAUCGUUUACAGUCAAAAUUCAAACCCCUCUUCAGGGGUUUAUGAUUAAACCCCUGAAGAGUGAAGCGAUUCACGAAACAGGCUUGUCGGGAAAAUGUAGUUGCGUCCUUUUUUUCUCUUAACAUAUAUAUAUAUAUAUAUAUAUAUAUAUAAAAUGGAGGGUAAUGUUUGAAUGGUAUUUUCUACGAGGAGCCAAAGACAAAUUUUUAGACAAAAUACUUUCCCUUUUGAAAGAAAUUGGUGGCAUAAGAAAAAGGGUAGACACUACACUUGAAUGAAAAAUUAGAGACGGAUGCAUUUAUGCCUUCAAGCGCAAUGAAGGCAAGUUAAAAUUCUGAGUAAAUUGAUUCGAGACUUGAUACAUGCACCGCAAGUACUCGGACAGUAAUUCUGAUUUUAUGUGUAAUAAAUAGUUCUGUAAAUAACGAAGAAUAUAAACCUUUAAACGAGACACUGUGCUUUUAACUGCCUUGGUUCUUUCGCAUUGCCUGAACGGAUCAAAUAGAUAUUUCUCAUGUACUCUGAUGUCUUCCUUCAUUUCAUUUUCACAGAGUCAGAUGACUACAUGAUCAAUAUCUCCUCGAGAGAGACAUAUCGUGGCUUUAAUCAUCAAUUACUGGGUAAUUAGGGGUAACCAGAAGAAUUAAGUAAUUUUUCAGAAAAUUUCUAGAAUAUCUUAAUUGCUGACACAACUUGAGAGUUUUCUAUCUUUUAUGAAAGGAUGUUACGGGCCACGCCCAAAGUGUAGAGCCACCAGCAAGAGAGGGAGGGCAAUAGCUCACAACACAAAUUAACAAACAGUAUCUACUACGGUGGAAGACUGCAGGAACUAUGAAUCUCCAGGUGAUUUCUUUUUGGGCCUUCAGAAAGGUUUAGUGUCAUUUAUUAAAAAUCGUAUCGAGGAAGUAACCUUUGUCCCUCUUAAACAAUUUCAAUAAUGUGUGCGAUUAGGAAUAUCUUUGAAUACUCAGUUGAUCAACUUUUCAUUAUCCAAAUGUAUACGUUUAGGUGUAACUAUCUCUGAGUUUUUUUGAACAGAGACCUGAAGAUUUCAAUGAGGAAUUCACAACAGAAACAGUCGUUCUUAUUACGACUGUGAAAGUGGUAUAUUAGAAGGCAUUAGAUAUAACAAUAGCGUUAUAUUUGACAACGAAAACAACUAUUCAUUGUUAUUAGAACAGGGACUUUUCUGACACAAUUUUCAAGAUAAGUUAUGAGAUUUGAGAUUGAAAAACUUUUUGGCUUUCCCUCCAAGUAACAAUACACCUGUUAAGUGAGCGACAUAGGCAAUCAGAUAUAAUAUAUUGAAUAAGAAAUACUGAUUACAGGGAAAACAAAUGGCAGUUCGGUCUGUUUGAUAACCGAAUAUUUCUUAUCGACUCACUUUUAAUUUAGGAGAUUUGCCUAUCAAGGUAUGGUUACCUUAUGUUUACGCUCCUGGUGAUCAGUCUCGCUUUGAAGGGUAAGAAUAGUGUAUACAUCAUCUAAGUACUUUUAACGAACGAAUCGAGUGGAAGAGAAUUCAAAAGAUAGCAUCUGUUUAACUCUUGAAGGUAGAGUCGAAAUGUUGUUGAUUGACCGAAUCCUGGUGAUCAUAUAAACCGGAUUUUAGGCCAUUGCUACUCUAAAAGUGUUAGAAUCGUUAUGAAAAUAUUGUUUUUACUUUCCUGUAUAUUUAAUCUUGUUGAAAUUUAAAUACUAUUAAGGGCUCGCAUAUGAUGAAUUCGACAAAGAAUGUGUCCGUGUCCAUAAUCAGUUAAGAGCACUCCACAAUGCUUCUGCCCUUUGCUGGUCAGAGUCUUUGGCCGGGGAGGCCCAGAAAUGGGCUGAAAACUUAGCGAAUAGGGACCGUGUGGAACAUGAUUACCAGGAUCUUAUCACAAAGGGCCAAGGAGAAAACAUUGCUUGGAUUAAUUCGACAACUGAAAAGUGCGAGGGACCUAAAAAGCCUGGUUGUGUAGGCUGCGGAGAUAUUGUAAAGAAGUGGUACAGCGAAGGAGAAAAUUACGACUUUCAGAAAGGUGCUGCGAUUGAUCCAGGUCAACCUGUCCAUCACUUCAAUCAGGUAAUGUACGAAUUUAAAUUGCUCAAGCUAAGGGCAAAGUACGCUAGAAUGAAAAUAGAUUUCCGACUAACUGUUUGUGGCAAACAAAGCUAAUUACAUCUCUGUUAAUUAUGUCUCGGUUUUCAGUUUCAUCAGUAGAAACCUAAGUCGAGGACGUUUCAGUAUAAUUAUCUUACCAUACAAUGGGUUCUCGCUGCGAUAAGUUGUUGCCCAUAAUUUAUCAGAGCCCAGACGCACAUACAGAUAUUUUUUCCUUGCUUUACCCAGAGGCACCAUGAUCUGUUAGAAGUAACCUAGCGCGAUUAGUGGCAGCUCAAAAUGUUAUUCUCAGAUUUUAUCAAACAUCGUUUUCCACGUACAUGUUACAUUAUACCACCCGGCUGCGCAAAACCGAUUUGUCUGUUCACUUGAACACAAUGUCCUCUAACACAGAUUGUAUGGAAGUCCACAACAGAACUAGGGAUGGGGAGUGCUCGAAGUAAUGAACAUGGCUUGAUAAUAGUAGCACGAUAUAGUCCCAUGGGAAGCACAGGUGGAACUGUUUCUUUUCUGCAGAACGUCGUUCCCUCAGGUGCGUUGACCAAAGAUUUUCGUAGAAUGAUUGAGAUAUUGCACCUGCUCUCAUUGGUCGAUAAGUGCGUUGAGGUGAAAGAACAUAAACCUUCUGGUAAUGCAUGAGAAUCGUGCGUAGUUUUUUAUAAAUAUCGUAGAGCAGUAGCAUACAUUUCGCGUGUUUCCAUAAUACUCGGCAUAUUGAAUCUUCCACAGUUCCACAGUAGAAACCCUCGGCUACAUCUCAGGUUUACUAAACUGACUGGAACUCCCGAGCCCCUUUUUAGUUAAAAUGUCUGCAACACGUAUAAGGACUGACAUAAUAUUUUCGUACAUAUGGAAAUAAACGGAAAAAGACUAUUAAGUUUGGAUAGAUAGAUGAUAAAUAAAUGGGCAAAUAAUUAAUCAAUGAACGAUUCGGUUUCGAAAUGUCUGUUACAAUCCGAUAAGUUGGUUAAACCUAAAUAACUUCGAAGACAAGAAGAAUAUGAUGCAUGUAUGAUCUAUCUUUUAGGUCAAAAGUCUGGAAACGUUUCUCUAGAUACAACAGGUAAAAAAAAAAAACAGACUACCAUGACUACUUAGCAAUCCCUCACGAGAACUAAAGGUAUAUGCACUGAUUGCAAAAUUACUACUCUAACUUACUCUCGCUAUCAUCCUAACAACUGCAUUUCUUACAUUUUAUUCGUCUCUUCCGUAAAAACAUUAAAAAAAAAUUGCACGCAAUUAAUUUUUUUAGUAAAUCAUUGCUCCUUUCCAAACAUAACAGAUCAAAACACAAAGUCGAAGCCAGAAACAACUGUAAUAAAGAUCACCAAAGUCGUGCAAAGUAAGUAAAAAUACCUCACUUCACGGCGGUGAGGACGCACCAGAGUUAAUGGGAAGUACAAAAUGGACGCACAAAGAAUUUCAAUAAACAAAACAUCAAUAUAUUUGUGUUAAAUAGAGAUGAUAUCAAUGACUUGAAAAACAAUCAUGGCGUUUAUGAUGUUGGUGAUGUCGUUUGUGUAUAGUUCUCGUAUUUGUCUGAGGUAAUGUUUAUGUUAUCAUAACGAUGUCAAUUAACAAUUGGUUCAUAUGUCAGCGUGCGUUCAUCGAGAUAUGAAGAACGCGGGAAGUUUGGAGAGCACGAAAGAUGCCUCUAGCUUCUUGAGUGCUCUCCAAACUUCCCAAGUGCUUCAUAUCUCGAUAAACGCACAGCUGACGUAUGAACCAAUUGUUUUAUAACAUUUUCAACCCGAAGGAAAAUUUUUUCUCGAGGGAUUUGUUUGCUGACGUCAUGAGCGUGCACAAUAGGAAUAUGAAACACGCUCGCUGAAUUGAAUUUGAUUAGUCAAAUUUACUAGCUAUGCUAUAAAGCUGUUUAACUCAUUCCUUACAAAAGUUCAUUAGUUAGCUUGGUUCCUUGAUUUUCUUAAAAUUGAUUUCUAGAAUUUCCUCUAGGGAUAAACCCAGAAGAAAAUGAGACGCAAGGUAAGCUGAGUGUUUUUUUUAUUUCUCGUAGUUAGCCCAAAAGUAGUUCCAGUAGAAAAACUGAGUUACAAUCAUAUUCUUUCUUACAAAAUUGAAAUGAGACGAAAUAUCGGUCAAUGCCAGAAUAUACUCACACGGCUUGUGGUUUCCGUCAGGCUAUUCGAGGGUGAUUAUUUGCAUACUAAAGGGAAAUAAGCCUACUUGGUUAGAAAUAUGUAUGGAUUAUCAACGACGACUCUUAGCGCUGCCCCCCUCCCUUAUGACCUCAACCUCUAAAACAUUAUUUGAGGGGAGAAUGUAAGGAGGAUGGAAUUAUAAGUAUUAUAAGAGCGCAAUCUGUAUAAAUAUUGACAUUACGAUCGAAAUCGAAACCAACAAUAUACAAGCUUCAUCUGCUUCAACCUUUGCUCAUGCAUAUUUUUCCUAAUUUCGACCCGCCCUCGUCACUAGCCCCUACGACAAGCUCUGGACCAAACGGGAACUCCAUGACUUGUGGAAUCAGAAAACCCAGCCGUAUUGUUGGAGGUGAAGUCGCAUAUCCAGGUGCUUGGCCGUGGCAAGCAGGAUUCAAACGUGAUGCAAAUGACAUAAUCUUCUGCGGAGGAUCCCUAAUAAACAAAGAAUGGAUCGCCACUGCGUCUCACUGCGUUUAUGACUUACUCAGUAUGAACAAAAACGCUGUGUUAGUGGUGAAGCUGGGUGAGUUUGACAAGGCGAAUAAAGAGGAGCAAGAAAUCUCAGUAAAAACGAAGAAAAUCAUCAUGCAUCCAAACUACAAUUUUAAAACCUUGGAUUACGAUAUCGCCCUUGUGCAACUGGAGGAACCACUUAAAGAGUUUAGCACAUACAUUCGACCCGUGUGUAUGCCAGAUGGUAGCGAGACGUUUGACGAGCAAUCAAAGUGUUACGUAACUGGAUUCGGAAGAACACAGCAAGGAGGAGAGUUAGCCGGAAUGCUGCGCAUGGCAAAGAUACCGCUGGUUAGCAAAAAAACGUGCAAACAGGCAUAUGGCGAGAAGCUUACAGACCGCAUGAUCUGUGCAGGUUUUCCCAAAGGAGGAAUAGACGCAUGUCAAGGAGACAGUGGUGGACCGCUGAGCUGUUUACAUGAGGGCCGUUGGUAUCUGACUGGCGUUGUCAGCUGGGGAGUGGGAUGUGCUCAGCCUAACGCGUAUGGUGUCUAUUCCAAAGUACAGGUGCUGAAGGACUGGGUGCAAGCUACUAUAAAGGCUAACGAGUAGUAAGUCAAUGUCUGAGAUAAACACAUAAAUUCAAGGUUAAAGAAGGCAUACGUUAAAGCUAUGGAUGGCUCUUUCUCUUGAAAUGAAUAAAUUAAAAUUGCAAACUUAAAAAGAGGUGCUCCAGAUAGUGUGUUAUAACUGACAUUACUUCCGUUGAUAAAUAAUCGUCCCGAUAAGAAAGCACUUCCCAUUGUGCCUUUUCCUUACACAACCCUGUUUUACACUAUACAAAAAUUCCGGAUUAGACAAGAGUGGGGAUGGUGUUUUAAAUCUUAUUUUCCACUCUAAUUUCCAAACCACAGCUUCUUGUUGAGAGAAAAUAUUGCGAGUAUCAAGGAAAAUGUACUACUCGAAAACAAGAUUACCAACUCGCUCUCUCACCUGAGGAAGUUAAACAGAAAUCACGGUUUCGAGGAUCAAAAACUACUCGUAGACACCGCUAAACCUAAGGACAUGUAGAAGCAUAAAAUAAUUUCUCAAUCACUGCGAGGCUCAGAAAAACGUAUUGAAAACCACAGCAUGAAAUAUGAAUAACGUAACAAUUGAUUGCGAGAGUCGGAUAUCAUUACGAUGCCAAAGAUAACCCCAGGUCAGAGCCUGAAGACUUAAAAAGUCAUUACAAUCUGCCGUUGGAAUUAAAAGAAAAAAGACUCAUACGAAAGCUCAUAAAAAAAAAAGAUGCCACUGAACGGACAGUAAUACAGAAAUGCAGACAUCACAACGAGGCUGACAACUCAUACCGUGAUCCUUUGAGAAAUCGUUAAAAGUAUCAUUACGAGGCUCAAUCAAAAUUAUGGAAUCAAGAAGACGAAGGGACAUUUGGUUGUCUUUGCUUUGUUACAAUACCUGUAACAAAGUUACAGUUGUAUCUGACUAUGCUGUAUGUAAAAUUUGGUUAAGCAACACAUUAGAAAAUCACUGUAAAACAAAUUACUUAAACAUCUAGACUUAACAAUAAUAGAAACCUGAGCACUUAACCAUUCUCGAGAGAGACAUGUUCAACAAGCGUUUAAGCUUCUCAUUCAUCCACCUGUACAACUUUAUUCAUCUUGUGGCACAAAGCACAACCUCAGUUUUCAAUAAUAAAUAACAUUUGAACUCGAUCACUAUAUUCAACAAAGUGAAAGUAAUGAGGUGAAACAAAACUGAAAUUUCGACACGAGGAAAGCUACGUCGAGAAAUGUUGCGUUAGCUUGGCUGGAGCAAGGCUGACUGGUGAGUGGACCAAUCUUUUUUAUUAAAUUUAUAUCAAUCAAACUAUUGAACACUGGGAAAAUAUCACUCUACUAUCUUAAUUUUUCUUUUAUCACAUUGUAAGAAAUGUCACAUUACAAAGAAAGUCGGACACCGGUGAAUCGUUCCCUAUUAGGAGAUUAUAGGCUCGAUUCCUGCGAUUAAAUGUUUCAAUAAAAAAAAUUUAACUGAGUAAUACUUGAGAUUCGGUUUAAUGUCUUUCAAAAUAAAACUUCAUGAUAAGAGUGUUUCCAUAACUUUUCAAUGGCUCAAUUGAUUCAAGUGCUAGCUUUCUUCACACACCCUCACCUUUCAUACACCAACUGGACCAGACCUAACGGAUCAUAUUCAAUCUAAGUACAUACUUCUUCGGCUGUACUUAAACUGAAGUAUACUAAGUUGCACGUGUAACUGACAGCGCAAAAUAAUGUCUAAGCGUGCAUCACCUACAGUCGCGUUAUCGCAGUCAGUUUUUAAUCAAUGAUCAAUUUGUUGGUCAUGGCAAGUUUUUGAAAACGAUCUAUGGCUAAUGUAUGCGAAACGUAAAUUUUACUGCGAGGAUUUUGCUUUCAAAGCAGGUAGUUUUCCAACGAGAGACACCCUGUAUUUCAAUUUCAGUAACUUUAAAGUUAUUCACAUUGAUAUCAAAUCACAGAGCAGAGAUGCCGCACCAUACGAAGUGUGCUUUGGUUUGCAAUCCGUAGAGUGUUGAUCUUUUGGUUUUAAAUCAUGUUACAUUUUACAAUAGGUUUAGCGGAUCAUCAUCAGCCCAACGACAUGCUUGUUUUUGUGGUUUUGCAAGUCUUGUUCACCCUGGGUACUGUACAUAACACUUUUUCUCUUCGUUUAUUUUAUCUUGUGAAGCCAUUAUAAAUGUCAGUAUUAUUCAUAAAUAAAAGUGAUGAGGACGCAGACCAAAAGUGUUUUUAAGUCAAAAUAGAUUUGUAGAUUCAGCAACCAUGUUUAAGUAAUCCUCUAAAACCUAUUGAAAAGUUUCACUUACCAGUAUUUCGGUGGUGAAGUUAUGGUAUGGAAAAACUGGUUAUUUUUGGAAUGGGUAAUAAAAUGAACGAUGAUACGAUAAAUGAUAAUCGUGACAUAUUCUGUUCUCAAUUAAUUAAAAGGCCUGUUUUUAAACACCGCUACUUAUCCUUAUUGAAGAUGAUUGAGCAUUACCCACAACAGUUUCCCAAUUUAAACACUCCACGAAAUAUUUAUAUUACUUAAAAGAUGUAUCACAAGUGUGAAGAACUUGUUUCUUGUUAAAAUGAAUUCUCAAUGUCAAGCGCAGAUGUUUGUGGUCAAAGGUUGAUUCAAAUAAGAGGAAAUAUAUGUAACGAAACCGGUGAAAGCUGAAAUCUAAAAUUUGCCUCACAGGCUCGUCAUUCGAUAUUUUUGACGAAAACUGCUUAAUUUCGACCAAUUUAUUGAGAAGGCGACAUGGUGUUCCAGACCUCACUUGGUCAGAAGCUCUCGCAACUGAUGCUCGCAAAUGGGCAACUUUCUUGGCUGAAAGUGACACUUUCGAACACGAUUAUAGCAGUAUGCAAGAAAAACACCAAGGAGAAAAUUUGGCUUUCUUCAAGCCGUACAAGGCGAAGUGUCAAGGACCCAAGAGGGGCGACUGCGUUCAGUGUCGAGAGAUUGUUGACGGCUGGUACGAUGAGGUCAAAAAUUAUGACUUUGGAAUGGGAAAACCCAAAACGCCCGGGGGCGUGGUAAUGCAUUUUACACAGGCAAGUACCUGUUGGUCUAAGAAUGAAUUACGAAUUCGUUGCCCAAAAAGUAGGAAAAAAAGGGAAAAAAGGAAAAGGUAAUUUUUUUUCCGUUUUUCCCGAGAAAGAAUAUACACCGUUAAGGGACUAAAAUGGGUAAUUCUACCCCGCCAAACACUUUCCCUUUCUUUAAUCCUUUCUCGUUCGGGUUUGGAUUACAUUCUCUACAUUUUAGCGAAGAUAUAAAAAUAAUUUAUGAAUAUUUCCCAUGAAUAAACAUACUAGACGAAAAAUUAUUAUUAGUGGGCCGGGCUUUUGCUUUUCCUUUUCCUAUCUGAUAUUGUUGAAUGAUUUACCAAAACAAAGACAUCAACCUUUACUCUUAUUAGUUUCAUUGUGCUCAAUAACUUCUCGCAUUAUAAAACUGGGAUGUGUUUUUUACAAAUGUUCAUCUAAUUAUAGGAAGUAUGGAAAAACUCCCGUCAGUUUGGUAUUGGAACUGCAAAGAGCAACAAGUACGGUUUCAUAGCUGUGGCUCGGUACAGUCCUCGUGGAAACAGAGGGGGACCCGCCAUUUUUAAAGACAAUGUUUUUCCUCCGGGUAUAUAUUGUUAUAAAUUAAUCACGACCUUUUGCAUUUCAAUGAGUCCUCUGUGUAGCCAUAGCCAUAGACACUCUGGUAUCAAAUAAAUCUCGUUCGAAAGGGAGUUGUCAGAUUCAUUAGCUGGCUAAUCAUAAUAUGAUAGGCAAAUAUUCACCAUAUGAUAAAAUCCAGGGGUACAGGUGUAAAAUGCGUGGACGUGAGUAGAACGUGUGGCUUCUAUUUUGUGGCCUUUUCAGGGAUUAUUAGGAAGUGUCAUUUCUGAUGAACUCGGGAGAAGGGAUCUUAGUUGAAGGAGCUUAAUACAUAACAGAAAGAAAAUAGAGGUACAAACCAUAAGAUAUUGAAAAAUUGUUCUCAAAAAUUAUACUAGUGAAACUGGAAUAUUGGGUACCUAACUAUGUUAUGUAUUUCAAAAUUUAGGAACCAUUUCAGACCCGACAGCUUCAGUCAAUACUUCUACCCAGUCCCCUCCAACGCCCACUGGGCCAGGGACUCUUCUUAUGAACGACGCGACUGCUGCCGCUACCCCUGCAUCAGGUAAAAUUAUGAUUUAGUUAGGAGAUCAGCACAAACCUUAAUAGCUUCUUUUUUAUGCCCUUUAGCCUUUGUUUGCAUUGCUUAAGGAGCUCCAGACCUCAGAAUUUCGCGCUCUGCCUCUGAGCCACUCGAUGUUACAUGUAGCUAAGCCAUUAGUCAAUUCAUAUGUGACAAGCCUCCUGCAUUUAGUUAUAAUCAGAAAUCAAAAUCUGCCAUCUUUCUCAAAGACAGCUUUAUAAUCAUUCAAAAAGUUAGAAUUACUAAGAAUAGGCCGGCUCUGUUCACGCAUGGCAUUUGAUGGUUUGUCAUGGCGCUUUUAAUGAGUAAUAUAUUUCUUCUGAAUUAGGGUCAGUUCGCAAUUAAACGUAAAAAAAGUAUAAUAGAGUAUUCAAUGAAAUGAACAAGCCAAUUUCAAUGUCACACAAAUAAAGUAAAUGACGUUUGGCUUUUUUUUUUUUGACAGGCGGAGGUAGCAGCCCCACUCCACUGCCUUCGGCCACUUCACCAAACACUGGUGUGCCAAAAAACGGCAGCGCUACUGUUUUUCCGCCAACUCGAGAACCACCCGGUAGGGUAUCAACGUUAAACUUUUAACGUGAGAAAUGUACUUUUAGGUUUUUUUUUUAAAUACGAUUAAUGACAGAAUUAUGGGAAACUUUGAGAAUGAAUUAGACAAAACUUGAUACGUAAAUUCUCACUGAUAAUUUUUGAUAAAAUAAUCAAUUUCAUUUCUUUGGCUUAAUCAAUGGCACUUCAUGAAAAAUAAUUUUCUGACAGAGAUGACGUGCUGAGUAAUUCAGAUCAUCAGAUUACUGUGCAACUGACAUUUUCUUUCUAUGCUGCCCAGGUCCUGCGUCGAAAAAUAACUCUCAGUGCCAAUAUUUUGUGGUGAACAGUACGACCUCCACUUACGCCGUUGUUCAAAGUGAGGCUCUCCACAGAAAAUUUAUGAUAUAUUAAGAUAAUCAUUGUAAGCAUCAUUUAUAUUCAUCGAAUUGCAUUUUAGAGGAUGGAAAUAAUAGAAGGAGCUGUUCAACAUUAUAAAAACAUAUGCUAAUUUAUCAUAUUCUCUUUCAAUGGUGGAAAAACCAAAAGACAUUUCAGACUACUCACUUCUGAAUAACGUAUAAGGUAACGUCUGUAUCGAAUACGCCAACAGAAGUAUUACACAUGAAAUUUUAAAGGAUACGAAGAUUUGUUUUCUUGUUGGUCUAUUUCAUGCUGGUUCGUAACAUAUUGUAAUCGCUAGACUUGCGGUUGAUUGUUGUUAAUUUUGCCAUUGUUACCUUUUAGAAUGUCGUGGUAGACCUAACGUCACCUUAAUUCCCGAAGGUAAGAAACCUUAAAUGGUGAAGUGUUUCUGGCGAUAUCACUAAAUCGUGCCAGAUCUAUUUUAAAUGAGGGUUCCAUCAACCCGUAAAUUAAUGUUAACCCUGAGCAAUGAAAACCUCUUUGAAAAUUCGGACAACUGAAUGUCUGGUCAGUUCUAAGGUAUCGUUUAUCUGCUGCUAUCAACUUCGCUAUUUCUCCUAGCUAGUCUUAGAUUCGUCCAUAUUUCGUAAGUUGGCCUAAAUAAGACAGAACCAGAUCUCAGAGAUCUCAGAUCUUUGGUUAAAUCAUGAAUAGCCCUUUUUAUAUGAAUUUCCUCUAAUUUCUUUUUUGAGAUCUAACUCUGAUCAACCUAAUCCAGAGGAGACAAAGUUCACUGUGUGCAUAUUCAUACCUAAUUGAAAAAUUCGCAUUUAUGCCCUUAAUCAUUCAUUAGAAAGUCACCAAUGACGUUGCCUUUUUUAAAUAUAAUUACCAUCAAGUCACAAUAUUAAAACGAUCAUAGCGAUCGUGGAGUCACCUUGACUUGCUUUUAUUUUCAACAAGUUAAACUUACCACAUAUUUAAACCUGGUAGGUACCGCUCGCCCGACAAAAACAACAAAAGAACCGAGUAACGGAGGAGGUAACAGCAUGCAAAAUUUGCAGCGAUCUGCAUGCUGUUACUUGUCGCAAAGUAACUGAUUCCUCACGUAAAUUAGAUGCACUAUUCUCUUGUCCAGAUCCUUUUUGUUCUUUUGUUAAAAUCCUUUUUUUCUUUUUGUAUUCUUUUGUAAAAAUCCUUUUUUUUCCUCUCAAGUUCUUUGCUCUUUUAGUUACUCUUUGAACGGGAUACGGGGAGGAACAGCUUUACGCGCAUUAGCUGUUGAAAUUGACCCAGCCCAAUUCAUACGUUCUUAAUAUGAGGGUUAUUUCCAGGUUUGACUGAGUGAACAUAUUGAUAAAACAGCGAUAAACAAAAAAAAAAAAACAAUAUAGCUGAGUUAUAAUUUGAGUCUGAGUUCGUUUAGGCUUAAAUUCGCUCUUCACUAUUUCGACUUUGUUCAUGGAUGGGUUUUGUUUUGAUGGCGAGAAUCAUUAAAUACCUUUCUGAAAACAAAAAGUUUAACAAUAGCUUCUGAGUUCGUCUUUCUAGCUCUAAUGGAAAGCAUGUAUCUAACCAACUAAUAUUGAAAAUAGUUCCUAUUAAUUUAUUUAAUACAGCCCAAUAAAAUAACCAGUAAUCAAAUAUUACUCGGAAACUGUUCAUCGCAUUGGAUAGGAUCGCGAUAAAAGGUGAGAAUACCAUCAACUUUGGAACAAACUGUUAUAAUUUUCGUUAAAAAUCUAAUUUGAACUUGCAUUAAAUAAUUCAAGUAAUAGAUUUCAGGUUCGAGAAGGUUCUAAUUGCACUAAGUAUUAUAAGUAAAUAACAGAAUUGUUAUCAGUAGAUACUAUGAUAAUUAUAAUACUUAAAUGAUGAAAGUAACCAUCGGACUAGACUUCAAACAUCCCUUAUCGAAAGGAAUAGAAAUUAAAACAAAAACAAUCUUUUACGAGCUAUAGAAACAGAAAAAAUGAUCACAUACCGAUACGAAACUAACAAUCAAAGUUUGAAACUACAAUAAGAGAAGAAGCUUUUCAGUGAGGCGAAUCGCACGUUUCUAUCACGUGAGACUCUCACGUCAUGCCAUUAUAUUACUAUGACUAAGAUUAUGGUGAUUUUCGCGUGCUUUCCUCGCUGAGAGGACCAAAAUCUCUCGAUCACGCUUCUUACUUCCUACGUUUUGAUAUUUGAAAGUAUGUCGUGGGUAGGUCUGGUGGUAAAAGAGACUUUCCAAGCUUUGGCGGGAAAUAUUUUUCGGGUCAAAAAUGUCAUCUGUGGUCUUUUGGUAUAAUUUUUCCUUAGAUCUCCGAUACUUAUAAAGUACCUUCAAAAAAUGCUUACCAGCUGUUCAAUGCAUUUAUUUCUCGAUGAAAAUCGAUAGGGAAUAUGACAACUCCCAAACCAGAACAAUCUACGGGAAUAACAACAACAACUCAAACAGUCCCAACAACAGCGCAACCAGAAACAUUAACGACAACAAAAACCACGGCUGGUUCACAAUCAACAAAAACCACUGCCCCGACCACUGGAACAUUAAAACCAGAAUCAACAACAGCUACAACUGUUAGUCCUGAGGUAACGACGGACGAAACAACCAUGACUGCUACCACAAAACCUGAGCUAAUAACUACACAAACAACCACAACCACGCUGAAACCAGAACAGACAUUUCCAACUUCCUCACUGUCACUAACCCCACCAGAAACAACGACAAGUACAACUACGACAAGUAGUUCAGAGAUCACAACAUCAAAACCAACGACUACGCCUCCUCCACAACAAUUUCCGGCAACUACGCCUGCACAGACAACACCAACUACAGGAACCACGAUGAAACCAGAUCUGACCACCACUUCAUCUACACUAAAUUCUGAGUCCACAACUACAACUGGGACACCCACAACUAAGAAUCCUCCACAAACGUUUCCUGAACAGACAACACCUACCACAGGAACCACUUUAAAACCACAGAUGACAACUGCUUCUUCGACAGCGGGCCCAGAACAAACAACUUUGACUACGACUACCACAAGUAAUCCUCCACAGCAAUUUCCAACAACACCUGUACAGACAACAUCAACAUCUGAGACAACAACAAAACCAGAAUUAACAAAACCGUCAUCCACGGGAAGCCCUGGAGAAACAGUGCCCACAACUACUCCUCCUCAACAGUUUCCGACAACAGCUGCACAGACAACGCCAACGACUGUAACGACUACAAAGCCAGAGUUAACGUCACAAACGAUUUCAUCUGCUAGUAAACCAUCAGGAUUAUCAACCACCGCAUCCACAGAAAUAACAACAAGUCAAGGGGCAACAACACCGACUGUAACAACAUCAACAGGUAAAACAACAGCCAGACCAACAACAAAACCUUCCACUUUAUCCAGUGCUCAAACAACAACUGGUACUACGUUGUCAACAUUGGCAUCAACAACAACAGUAGGACAAGAAACAACGAAACCCACAACAAAACCAGGGAUAACAAAUAUUACGACAACACAAACGACCAAAUCUACGGUUACAACAGGUACAGAAUGUCACUGCAAGACUGGAGAAGGACACGGUGUGUUCACAACCAUGUGCAACCAUGAUUUAAGUAUUCAGUCGCGGGAACAAGUAGCGUUUUUGGUUGGAAUCCGAUGCGUCUACGAGAAUUGACUAUACGUCAAAUUUUUGGCCAGGUAGUUUUUAAAAACCCAUCCAACUCAAGCUGGCAUCAAUAGUAGAAGAGGCUUUCGAGUGUUUUGCGCUUUUCUAAUGCCUUUGUUAUGCAUCAGAAAGUCACGUUACAUUUAAAGGUAUUUCUCAAAAACGGCACUUGUUACCCAACGACGGUUCCAAAAUCUUAGGAAGGGCAGAAAACGCGAAAUAGAUGCAUAUAUAUUAUAUGAAAAAAUAUAAAACCACCGCUUGUGAUUGCAAUUUUUGGAAAAGGAACUUAACAUUGCGGAUCUGAAGGAAGCAAUAGUUUAAAAAGCAAUAAAAAAUUGUUUGUGAACGCGCCUUGGCCGUUACCAAGUGCUCUGAAUAAAACCUGUCUUACCCUAUACGAAAAGAUGAAAUGAUUUGACUUUCAUGAUCAUCAAUUAAGCAUGUUUCCUCGUUAAUUUCAUCUUUUGCAGAAAAUCUAUCUAUCUAAGCUAUCCAUAUCUCACUACAAAUAAUUCUUUCAACAUCGUGAUUAGAUUUCAGAAAAAUUAGCUCAUAAACGAAGUGGUGGUUACCGGAAAAAGUUUCUUGUCGAUUGAUUUACCACGAAAUGUUCAUGGAAUAAAUUUGAUGGCCACAAGGGCCCUAGAAGUAUUAAGAUGUGCGCCUUAAUAUCUCGCCGCAUCAUCAAUUCAUCUACUGUAAAACUAACACAGCUCCUCGGCUGGUUGAAUCUCGUAGUUUUCCGGUCGAUAGGAAUGGCCUUUUCUUUUCGACAGUAGCAAUAGAUUGUUUACAUACUAUGUUCAGGCAAUUAAACAGGACAAAUGGCCGACGAUGAGUCCAGUGGCAUAAUUAAGCAUUCCAUAUAAAUGAAAAGCCUCGAACAAGCCCAUCCAUGCAGUCAAUUUCACCUAGAAACUAAUACAGUGGUCCAUACACCACAACAUAUUUCGCAUGGUAGAGUUAGUCGUCUGCUUCGAGUUCGUGUAAUACCUGAAUCAUGAUUGAAAUUUAUUCAUAACAUUAAGAAUUAAUUAAUGAAAGCGAAUUUGCGGAAUAAUAGUUGUCAAGUUCAUUAAGGAACCACUAUUAUUGAAAUAAAUUUUUUGUUUUUUCUGAAAAAUAGGUCCAAAGCCUACCUCAGUCCCACUGACGACGAAGCCUCUGCCUUUAAACCCAUGCGAGCCAAAUCCUUGCAAGAACGGUGGCACCUGUGAAGUAAAGGAGGGCAAUGCCACCUGUACGUGUCCUGAGGGAUACUGGGGUCCUCUUUGUCAAGAUAGAGGUAUGAAGCCUUACGUAUGGUGGUAGACCUUUUCAUGCAGCUGCUUCAUGUAUACAGAAUAUCUUGCCUGAAUUGGGCGACACAGGUUGAUAGAACAAAUUUUUCCGAGUUUUAUUUUUAUGUAUCACUUUUUUUGCAUACAUUUUGCAUCAAGAUUGCUUAUACUCGAUUAUUUUGUAUACUGAUCUGUGUCAUUUGGAAUUGACUCUUAGCUCUGUUACUAAAAAAGCACUAUUGGUGAUUGAAAUCAUUAUCAUUAAUGCAUGAAAAUCAGGCCUGGUAGGCAUGGUAAAAGCUAAUAUCGUCACAAGGGUCGCAAAACUUCAUUUCUUUGAGAAAGGUAAUAUUGUGCACCGCUUUAUUUUAUCCUUAGGCCCCAAUGCUGAUGAAAGUAAAGAUGCGUUGAUGCUUCACAACAUGUACAGAGCAAUGCACCAGGCCCCGUUGUUAACUUGGAACAAGGAAAUGGCAGCAAAAGCGCAGGACUGGGCCGACAAAUUAGCCAGAGAACAGAGACUUAUACAUGAGAACGAGAGUGCGACUGAUUAUGGUGAAAAUCUGGCCGAGGUUGGCAGUGAUGAUAAGGCAUUACUGCGGGCAAUUGAUGCAUGGUACACCGAAGCGGGACUGUACAACUUUAAAGAGCCUAAAUUUUCAAAGGACAGUGGCCAUUUUUCACAGGUAAAAGAUAUAAAAAUGUAUGACAGGGUUAUAAGCGAUGGUAUUUGCCUACCAGGAGCGUGGAGCGUCAUAACGUUUUGUGUUUUAGAAACGCGGUGUCGCUGAUAGACUCAGUCAGACCCCAACCAACAGUUUGUGCUACAUACCUAGACUUUCACUCAAAAAAACGAGCACUGUGAUAAGUUGAUUCUUAGUCUUGUGCCCCUGAUCAAAUUUAAAUGUAUCCCGACCGAGAUACAUUUGCGCAAUUGUUGCCCGCGCGCCGAAUACAACAGCUCGUUUUUGCCAUAAUUAUGAUUGUUUAAGGGAAAGUAUAAAUCUAUGAAAGCAAAGCACUUAAUGUAUGGUCCCUCCGGAAACAAGUUUGUUUUGUUUUCCCUCGAGUCCUUAUGUUUCUUUCGACUUCGUCUCGGGAAACAUCAGGACUCUCGGGAAGACAAAAAAAAAAUUGUUUCCGGAGGGACCAUACACUAAUUGUACAUUGUUAUCUUAAUAACUAUCUCAACUGAUGAAAACCCUUCUCUUUCUCCUUCCUCCCCCUUCCUCCCCCUUUCCCCCCUCUCUCUGGAUAUUCACCUGUACCGCACAUUCAGCUGUUGAGAGAGAAGGAUGGUCGAUUCUAAACCACCCUUUGUUGCUGUUGUUCCUGUAUAUUGCUCGAAUUUACUGUGAUGCAAGAUGAAUGAAGCGCAUUAAAUAUCUCUUAGGGAACCUGACUAUGAUUAACUUUGCCCUUUUUUUUUUUGCUGCACUUCUAUCCAGCUUUCUUACCUCUGAGGAAACGGUGUACCCCUUUUUAAGUGAAGUACGUAUGUUUUAUGAAAAGUUCCGUCUCUCAUUUCAUUAAGCCGUUAAACAUGGAUCGACUAAGUUUUUGUAUUGCGUAAUAUUUUUCAGUCGUCUAAAUGAAAUGUUUUUUCCUUUUCAGUUGGUUUGGGGUGCUUCAAAUGAGCUUGGAAUGGCAAAGGCGAAAACCAAAGACAACUUAAAUGUGUACGUGGUGGCGCGAUACAAACCAGCCGGAAACGUAGUCAAUCUGUUUGAAUCAAAUGUAAAGCCUAAACAGUAAGAUUUACGACUAAAAAGACACUUUAACUUUCUCUCAAUAACUUUUUAUGGAAGAAAAUCUGAAUAGGGCGAUGUUAGCUGUAAAUGCAGAUGAUAUAUGGAAACACAUUAAGUAAAGUUUCAUUUACUCCUUAAAUUUGUUGUCUGUUUUCUCUCCUCGAUAUUUUGUCAAUUUAUUGACUGCACCAUGC